Messenger RNA from Drosophila santomea, 4364 nucleotides. RefSeq names its product Kv channel-interacting protein 4. Bases 333 to 2603 code for a protein of 756 amino acids. The transcript has 8 exons. NCBI's taxonomy places the organism in Eukaryota, Metazoa, Arthropoda, Insecta, Diptera, Drosophilidae. Gene Ontology annotation, molecular function: calcium ion binding. The record is from RefSeq and is a predicted model, not a curated record.
GAAAUUUAAGUGUGUUAGUAAUAGUAGUAGUUUGUGUGUCUGUGUGUGUGAUAGUGGUUCCAGAGGCCAUGUGGACAUCCCGUCGUCGAUCUGGAUGCAGUGCACCAUGGACCUGACCAGAUGCCGCGCCGCUUAACCCCACUCUGCCAAACAAAGUCACCGCCGUAACCAUGUAACUGUCCAACAUGCUACUAAAACCACUAAAACCACUAAAACCAGCCAGCUACAAUUAAAGCCAGCCGCUUUAGAGGAUCGGGAGCAGGAGCAGGAUCAGCUGACGGAGGAGGAACUAGCCGCUCUAGCAGCACAAAACAUACACUGAGAGAAACAGCAUGGCCGGGCCGCAGGUGCAGCACAGUCAGCGACCGAAUAGCGCCUACUACACGGGUCUGAAUGGUGGUUCCGGCGGCGGAGGAGGAGGAGGAGGAGUUGGGGGAUCCUCCGCCGGAAUGUCAAGCAGUGCAUCGCACACCGGACUGCAUGCCCUGCGCCAGGUGAGCAACGAAACGGAGCUAAUCUACCGUGGAAGCCACAGCAAUGGCACCGUCAACGAGCUGCCCUCGAGCGCCCAGCAUCACCUGCUCACAGGACGAGCGGCCCAGCAGCAGGUGCACCACCAACAGCAGCAGGUGCAUCACCAGACGGUGAGCAGCAUCGCCGGCACCGGAUCCAGUGUCACAGACGCCCUAAUCAGCACCAUUAAUUCUGGCGGCGGUGCCGGUGGUAGUGGUAGUGGUGGAGGUGGAGGUGGUGGUCCCUCUGGCAGCAGUUGCUCCACGGCGGCCUUGGGCAUUAAAAAGUCGAGCACGCAGCGCAGCAUCGAGAUAAUUGUGGACGCCAGUCAGUGUGGCAAGGAGCUGGUGGCCAGUGGACCGGGAUCGGGUGCAGCGGGCUCUGCGGCAGCUAUUGUGUCCACACUGGACGUGGAGGAUGUGGAGCAGGGCGGCGGCGGUCAGGAGUCCUCCUCCUCGCAUAGGAAAUCAUCGCGACAUCGCCAUCGACCGCUGCACCGGCGGCUGAUCACCUAUCUGCGGAACCUCUUCCAGGGCAGCACCACCCAGAAUGAUUCGGAACUGGAGGAGUUCGAAACGCCGGCAAGGUACAGGCCCGACUCGCUAAGUGCGCUGAGCCGCGCCACACGCUUCACGGAAGACGAGAUCAAACGAAUUUACCGGGGAUUUAAGGCUGAGUGCCCGACGGGCGUCGUCAAGGAGGACACCUUCAAAGUGAUCUACUCGCAGUUCUUUCCACAGGGAGCCAAUCCAACCUUAUACGCGCACUAUGUAUUUAAUACACUGGAUCAGGAUCACAGCGGCAUUGUCAGCUUCGAGGACUUUGUUCAAGGACUUUCGAUACUGUCGCGCGGCUCCGUGGAGGAGAAGCUGCGCUGGACCUUCUCGCUGUACGACAUCAAUGGCGAUGGCUUCAUUACGAGGGAGGAAAUGACUGACAUUGUAACUGCCAUAUACGAGCUGAUGGGCCGCCUGCCGGACGAGUGUCCCGAGGAGGAGAAGAUCAAGGGCAAGGUGGAGCAGAUCUUCCAGAAAAUGGAUACCAAUCGCGAUGGCGUGGUCACGCUGGAGGAGUUUCUGGAGGCCUGUCGCAAUGACGACGCCAUCUCCCGGUCGAUGUCCUACACGGUGCCCCGGCGGCGGCGACAUCAGCCGUCGGCACAGCAGCAGCAUCUGCAGCAUCAGAAGCAUCAGCAGGAGCCAGAGAAACGUAAGUCCAACCACAAGACGAAGAACAAGCAACAGCAAAAACAGCAGCAACCACAUAGCACUAGACAUCAAAACUGUUGUCACAUAAUCGACAUGGAUGGCGAUAGCACCACCAGCACCACCACCGCCUCGGCGGCCACUGGAACCACACUCAAUUGCAAUAAUGUCCUAUAUGAUUACGGAGCGGUCGGUGAGGAUGACGAGGAGCAGGACGAUGAGGAUGAUGAGGACUCCGAGGAGGAGUACAGAUCCUUUGUCUGCCGCCACUGCCAGAGGCCGCAGCAGGCGGUGGUGCAGCCAACCAGAUCCGGUCGACGAUCGCAGUCGCAGUCCAAGUCACGCAAGCGCAGCAAGAGCAGGAAGCGCCACCAGAGCAAACAGGGUCACCAUCAGGGCCAGCAUGGCCAGCAGGGUCACCAUGGUCACCAUGGUCAGCAGCUGACCCGGUGGCCGGAAAUCAAUGUGGCCAACGAGCAGGCCAUUCGCUUCCGGUGUCCGCAGGUGGGGCCGCAGGUGGGUCGCGACCUUCACACCCCCCAGCCCAUGCACUUCCAUCACCCCCAGUCGCAGAGCCAGAAGGCCAAGAGCAGCAAGUCCCGACCGCGGAAGCAACGGGCAUGCCCAGCUGCUCCGCUAUCGAAAGCAGCAGCCGCAGCAGCAGCAGCAUCUGGCCCAUCUGCACCACCUGCGCCACCAGCAGAGCCGCCACAGCUAGCGCCCUCCGAACUGCACCCCCUUCCCCCCCUCAACGUGAUUGUGGGCGGGGCCGACGAGGUCGAGGUCGAUCCGCAGCACCCACAGCCGCCCACCACCCCCGACUCGCCGUCGCUGGUCACCGUGAGCACCUGGUACACGGUGGCCAAGCAGGGGGUCUCCUGCUAAUCGCGGUGAGCAAAAUUUGCAUAGAAACUAAAUGAAAUGCGUAGCAAGAAAGACAACACGAAUCUGCCAAAAUAAAAAUCCAGGUACCGCACGUCCAUUAAUAUGCAAUUAUGGAUGUGUUUGUGCAAUUGUGAAAAUAAUGAAAGUGUGCGGAAAAAUUGGAAUGGCCAACGAAAACACGAUUUUAUCGGCAUAAUUGUCUGGGUUGCAUUUAAAGGGAUGCAAGCAGUGCAGCGCAGUUCUCAAGUGUACGUACAUUGUGGCACCGGAAGUGCCACUGCUUGCGCCCAAAAACACAGAUACAUAUAUGGAAAUUGACAGUGUGUGAGUGCACGCAACCUACACGGAACCCAUUGAAAAUUGAAAAUGUACGAAACGAAAGCUUUACACAAUGAAACUAAAACUAAAACUAAAAAACUUACUCUUAACGAUUUAAUGAAACAUAAAUAGAGAGAAAUUUAAUCUACACAGAAACUAUAUUUAUACGAAAAGAAAAUAGCAAGGAAAAAUACUAAUUACAUUAAAUUGGAACCAGUUUGACUUUCUAUUUGAAAUAUAUGUAAACACACGACACACACACACAUGCACAAGCAAAAUGCCUGUGGGUAAAUAAAUGUGUAAAUCAAAAUAAUAGCCGCAAAUACAAAAGCGACGUGAACGAGAAUGGAGAAUUGGAGAAAUGUUCCCCAGGGCGAAUGCGUAAUGUUGAGUGUAUUGUUUCUGCGCAUAUAUUCUCCAUUAGCAAAUUAGUGACAAUGAUGAAAUGUCAUCAAGUCGGCCGGCAAUAUGUACGAUAUACAUCUGGUGUGUGUGCCUGGUGUGUGUGCCUGUUGUGUGUGCGGGUGUGCAAGCUAAAUCAAAUAAAAACAAAUGUUUGAAUCAGAAAUUGGACCACAGCAAACAAAGAAGUAGCAUAAAAUGAUAUCCACUGUAUAUGCAUAUUAUAUUUACAUAUGUAUAUAUAUAAAUAUAUAUAUAUAUAUAUAUACAAAGAAUAUAUAUUGAUAUAUACCAGGCAUACAGUAUCUAUCAAGUGCAUAGGUGUGUAAUUGUAAUUUUUUGUAGCUAGAACUAAGGGACACACAGAAAAUAAACGGAGAACUAUUAGAAAUUGGAUUAAUUGGACAUCUUGUUGUACAUAGUUAGUGAGUGGUUUUUUUCGCCGUUAAACCAACUACAAAUCUUUCUCUAUAUUAACUCUAAACUCAAAGUAAUUGUUGCAUUUUUAAGCCCUUUAAAUACAUAGCUGUGUACUUAGCUGUAGUCUUCCAGAAGUAAUCGAACAAAAAUCGAACCGAAAUGCAGAUGAUAACUCUAUUCCACUUAGAUUGAACCUGUAGCAAAUUUGUACCUUAGCCGAAACACCCACAAAAAGCUUUCAAAAACAAUAAAACUCUCUUCUUAAUAGACAAAAAACCAAAAAAAAAAAAAAGAAAACCGAGUCCAAUAAAUAGAGCCCAUAUAUACAAAACUGUUGCUGUCCUAGUUGAAGAGGAACUGUAUUAUUUUUGGAUAAAUGUUAUCGAUUUUCUGCCCACUUCCAAGGUUAUUCAAUGUUAGAUCCUUCGAACUAUUGGUUUCCCACUGCAUAUAUGUAUGUACAUAUGUAUGUAUGUAGCAUAUACAUAUGAUCGGUCUGAUCAAGGGCACGACAAUAUCGAAAAGGAGCCACAGAAGUACUAAAUAACAUAUAUAAUACCCUCCCACCCACACACACACAAUACUUCCCCUCUCUCUCUCUAACUAACACUGUCUCCCUCU